CUUUCCUUCUCCCUCAAACCUCAAAACCCUCUCUAAGCAAAGCAUCUUUCUCUCUCUAUAUCAUCACCAUGCCUUCUUCUUCUCCUCCACUCACACCAACAACAAAUCCUUACUCCUCAAGCUUUCCUCACCACCAUGUCAACAACAACAACAAAUCAGCAAACUUCCUUGGUUCCCCUGCACCUCGAGUCAUCGCAUGUUCCACUAUUACAAUAUUCGGACCGAGUCCAAAUCAAGACUUUGCUGGAUCGAUCCGAAACUAUAGUGGGACAACACGUAACUGUCGGCGGAUGGGUAAAAUCUGCUAAGGAAGUUGCGAAGCCGGCUGCGCCAUAUUCGUUGUCGUUAUCCACGACAACUAAUGACCCAGCCGGACACGGUAAAGGCAAGGAUGUGUCGUGUGUGGAGAUUCUGCAAUCGAAGAUACCGUUGAUAAGGAGCAUAUUAGAUGUGUUCGGAGGAAGCGGUUACGUUCAGCGCAAGAAACGUGAGUCUGUUGUGACUGAGCCCAAUCAUGCAACGGUUUUGCCUCCAAAAGCUUCUGUUGCGUAUUUGCUUCUCACGGAUGGGUCAUGCGUUUCAAGCCUCCAGGUUGUUGUGGAUUCCUCUAUAGCAAGCCCAAACAGGGUUAUGAGUACUGGAACAUGUCUAUUAGUGGAAGGUCAACUAGAACGUGCAUCAGAAGGGAAGCAUGUUAUUGAGCUUAAAGCUGAAAAAGUUCUUCACAUUGGGACAGUUGAUUUUGACAAAUACCCAUUAUCAAAGAAACGAAUUCCAUUAGAUACAUUGAGAGAUUACUCCCACUUUCGCCCUCGAACUACCACGGUGGCAACUGUGAUGCGGAUUCGUAGUGCUCUCUCUUUUGCAACCCACACAUUUUUCAACAAACAUGAAUUUAUUGAUGUGCAAGUACCCACCAUAACUACCAUAGACUCAGAAGGAUUCAGCAACAUGUUCAAGGUUACCACACUGGAUCAGAAUCAGAAAGCAGAGAAGAAGGAGAAACUAGACACCAUUUAUGAGAAUGAAGGUGUUAGUCUUGAACAUGUGAAGGCUGCUGCAAAAGAGAAAAGCAACAUAGUUGAGCAUUUGCAGAGAACUGAGAGCAAUAGAGAAGCACUGGCUGCUGCAGUUCAGGAUCUGAAGAAAACAAAUGACCUGGCAUCACAGUUGGAAGCAAGAGAAAAGAGAAAGUUAGGAACAUCUUUUAAGGAUGAUAAAGUGGACUUUUUCCCUUUCCAAACUUAUUUGACUGUCUCUGGUCGCUUGCAUCUGGAGAGUUAUGCUUGUGCUCUUGGAAAUGUCUACUCUUUUGGACCUAGAUUUCUUGCAGAUAAAGCUGAUUCUGCUAAACUUGCUGCAGAAAUGUGGAUGGUUGAGGUGGAAAUGGCUUUUUCUCACUUAAAGGAUUCCAUGAACUGUGCAAAUGACCUUUUCAAGUACCUCUGCAACUGGGUUCUUGAACAUUGCUCCGAAGAAAUGAACUUUGUUGCAAAAAGAAUUGACACAACCUGUGUCAAUCGUCUUCAGCAGAUUAUAGCAGGUUCUCCUAAAAUGUUGACCUACCAUGAAGCUAUAGAAAUUCUUAAAAAGUCAUCUUCUCAGACUGAAGAUAAGAAAUAUGAAACAAACUUUGAAUCAGGUUUUGUACUCACUUCAGAGCAUACAAGCUUUCUGGCCGAAGCCAUCUUCAAGAAUCCGAUUAUAAUAUACAAUUAUCCAAAAGAGGCUAAGCCAUUUUACGUUCGCCAGAAUGAUGAUGGAACUGUUGCUGCAUUUGAGUUGGUUGUCCCAAAGCUUGGAACAGUAAUUUCUGGUAGCCAAAACGAGGAACGUCUUAACAUGAUAAGCUCCAGGAUUGAUGAAUUAGGGUUGGGAAAAGAGAAGUAUGAAUGGUACCUAGACCUUCGUAUAAAUGGAACAGUGAUGAACUCUGGGUUCACCCUAAGGUUUGAUCUUAUGGUUCUCUUUGCAACUGGGCUUGCAAAUGUUAGGGACGUUAUCCCUUUUCCAAGAAGCUAUGGAAAAGCCAACAACUAAUCAAUAUUUUUGGGCUGAAACUAAGAACAUUGAAGUUGCAUUUAUUGGGAUCAAAAUUCCAAUGUUCAUGCAGAGAGAUGCUUGUGUAACAACAGUUAACAUAUCAGUUGUUUAUUUGUGUGUGCCUGAUGUAUAUAAGGAAUGUGAAAGUAAUCAAAUUUACUCAAGUUCU
This is a messenger RNA of Vigna unguiculata (cowpea), 2212 nucleotides long. It is a transcript of the gene NS2, whose product is annotated as asparaginyl-tRNA synthetase 2. Gene Ontology annotation, molecular function: asparagine-tRNA ligase activity; ATP binding. Gene Ontology annotation, biological process: asparaginyl-tRNA aminoacylation. NCBI's taxonomy places the organism in Eukaryota, Viridiplantae, Streptophyta, Magnoliopsida, Fabales, Fabaceae. The record is from RefSeq and is a predicted model, not a curated record. Gene Ontology annotation, cellular component: mitochondrion.